CUGGAUUGUAAGGAAAGAGGCUCUGGCGAUUUGAAGCUGAAGACCCAAGAGCUGCGAAGAGGAAACCUUGCUGACUUCAACCGCUGUGAAUAUUUCUCUACAGCCAGCCUGUGCAGUUUGGAAAAGCUCUUCCAGUCUUGAGGAUGACCAGAAAAAUCUUCACCAACAGCAGGGAGAGGUGGAGGCAACAAAAUGUCAACAGUGCCUUUGCCAAGCUGAGAAAGCUGAUUCCCACCCAUCCUCCUGACAAAAAGUUGAGCAAGAAUGAGACUCUUCGCUUAGCCAUGAGAUACAUCAACUUCCUCGUCAAGGUCCUUGGGGAUCAAGGGCUGCAGCAAACAGGUGUGAAUCCACGAGAAAGGAUACUGGGUCUGUUCCAGCAGAAUCCACAUUUGGAACGCAUGGAAGAACUGACUCUCCUUGAAGACUCUGAGGUCCCUUCUCCCAAUACAAGCAGCAACAUCCCAGAAUGCUGGUCAGAAACAUCAUCUCCAUAAUCAGUCAGUCAGGAUAAUCAUCCUGAUUGCAAUUUGAUAGUUCCCCUUGAUAUCAGUUGUGGUAGUUGUUUGCUUCCAUACAGUGUUUAUCUAUUUAUUUAUUUAUUUGGUCCAUCUUGGUCUUUUUAAACUCAAACGUACUUUAUGUAAACUUUUCUGAGGAAAAACAUUGUUUUCAAUAAUUAAAAAGAAUUCCAAUGGCCUAAUUGGCUAUAAAGGGCUUUGAGUCCAAGGGACUUUGACUGGGCCUACUGAAAGUUGCCAAUGGACCUUGCCCUUUAUUGUGACAUACCUGUGAAAAUUGUCAGGAUCAGUAGUUUGUGACUGAGUGACACUGUAAGUUUUAAAACAGCUGGCUAGGAGCUCUGGGAAUUUCAGUUCCCGUUGAUUUGGCUGCUGAAUUGACAAAGGUUAAUUGAAGAUCUAAGUCAAACAAAUUCUCCAGUGUUGCAUCUUCUCCUAUGUAGAAUGAAUCCCUUUCCACUUCCUGUAACACCAUAGUGAAUAAUUUAUUUCUUUCCCACUUCCUUUCUUAAGGAGAGAAACCACAUAAAUUGAGCAGCCACAUCUACAACUACAACUGUGAGCAUCUCAUUGUAUCCAUUUCAUGAGAUGUGAUAAUGUUGCCUACUAUAAAUUGGGUAUUGUACACAACCAUAAAUUGGGUAUUGUAAAAGAAAAUAUCUCGAGUUCUGGAGCCAAGGCUACUCAUUUAAAAAAACUUUUUUCAUUUAAGAUACAUUAAUAUCAAAAUUAGUUGAGCACUGCUAAGAUUCUCUUCUCCUUUGCCCACAUUGCCCAGGUCAGUGCAAUCUUCGUGCUAGGAUGUGUGCAUUUCAUUUACUACUUUUCCUCCAGUAUUUGUCAAAACCUGAGGUAGAUAAAAAUUUAAGCAAAACAAAUGCAUAAGGAAUGCAUCUGAAUAGUUGAGAAUGGAUUAUGCCCACUAUGCUUGCUCAGAUAUAACCAACAGUGGAAUUUAGUUAUUUCUGAAAUAUUCAAAGAUGCCUACCUUAAAAAUAUGGAUUUAAGUAUUAUUUCAACUAGAUUUAUAAUGUGAGGAAAAAACUCUUAAAUUUGGCUUCAAUUAGACUUUCCAGAACGUUUGCACAGAUAAAAAUAACUAAAUAACUUCAAAAGCACAGCUGAAUAGAAAAACAACUGUUUUAUUUGUUGUUAGUGGCAUUUUAUAAACCAGAUGCACUAUUUAAUUGUCUCUGAAAUAAAUAUAGGAUCACAUGCAUCACUUAUGGAUUUCUUUCCAUGAGGGAUUCCACUGCACCUAACUUUCUGCAUAUACUAUCCCAAACUAGCAGUCAUUCAUUCACUUAAUUCUCAUAAUUGGAUACAGCCACUCCCAAGUUUCUGUUUUUUUUAAAGACUUCAUAGUUAAAAAUCACAGGUCUCCUUGAGUUAAACACC
Crotalus tigris (Tiger rattlesnake) is the source of this 1919-nucleotide messenger RNA. RefSeq names its product TAL bHLH transcription factor 2 (gene TAL2). Gene Ontology annotation, biological process: regulation of transcription by RNA polymerase II. Bases 144 to 497 code for a protein of 117 amino acids. NCBI's taxonomy places the organism in Eukaryota, Metazoa, Chordata, Lepidosauria, Squamata, Viperidae. Gene Ontology annotation, molecular function: RNA polymerase II cis-regulatory region sequence-specific DNA binding; DNA-binding transcription factor activity, RNA polymerase II-specific; protein dimerization activity. The transcript is spliced from 2 exons. The record is from RefSeq and is a predicted model, not a curated record.